Fusarium coffeatum is the source of this 747-nucleotide messenger RNA. RefSeq lists its product as uncharacterized. The transcript has 2 exons. Gene Ontology annotation, cellular component: cytoplasm. NCBI's taxonomy places the organism in Eukaryota, Fungi, Ascomycota, Sordariomycetes, Hypocreales, Nectriaceae. The record is from RefSeq and is a predicted model, not a curated record. Gene Ontology annotation, molecular function: protein-lysine N-methyltransferase activity. The coding region runs from base 1 to 747 and encodes 248 amino acids. Gene Ontology annotation, biological process: peptidyl-lysine dimethylation; peptidyl-lysine monomethylation.
AUGGCAUCGAAAGAAAAGCCACAGCACCUGGAGCCUUCAAAACUUGGCACAAAACAAUACUGGGAUGACCUCUACACAAAUGAGAUAUCAAACCAUUCUGCCGACCCCUCCGACAUUGGAACAGUUUGGUUCGACGACUCAGAUGCUGAAGCAAAGAUUCUAGAGUUCCUAGACGGGCUGAUCGACCCUGCUGACCCAGAAUCACCGGUCCUUACCCACGACAAAACUACCUUUCUCGAUCUCGGCUGCGGCAAUGGCUCCUUACUCUUCUCUCUCCGUGAAGAGCAUUGGUCCGCGCGUGCUCUUGGCGUCGACUACAGCCCCCAAAGCAUCGCUCUCGCGCGUCAAAUUACAGCUACAAAGGAGGACCUUGAAGCACCCGUCGAGUUUGAAGAAUGGGAUCUUAUAGCUGGGUCUUAUGGCCCAGUGCUCAACGGCGAGCAGAUUCAAGGUUGGGAUGUUGUGCUUGAUAAGGGAACGUUCGAUGCCAUUUCUCUGAGUGAUGAGAGGGACACUCAAGGACGACGGCUGUGUGAGUGCUAUCGUGAACGAGUGCUGCCACUUGUUCGGAAAGGCGGCAUCUUUCUGGUAACCAGCUGCAACUGGACCGAGACUGAGCUGAAGGGUUGGUUUGAGAAGACUGGUGUUGAGGGAUUUGAGGUCAUUGGCAGAGUAGAAUAUCGAUCUUUCAGCUUCGGAGGCCACAAGGGUCAAACCAUCAGCACACUCUGCUUUCGCAGGGUAUGA